This is a messenger RNA of Aspergillus calidoustus, 1488 nucleotides long. The record is from the annotation of a GenBank genome assembly. NCBI's taxonomy places the organism in Eukaryota, Fungi, Ascomycota, Eurotiomycetes, Eurotiales, Aspergillaceae.
AUGAAGUGGGAACACAUUCCAUUAGAAACUCUCAACCCCUUCGCCCGGCUUUAUGGCGUGUCCCUUCGAGGGGUCACCUUUGGAAAGCUGCGAGCAGAAGAUGGGACCGACAAAGGUGGCGCAAUAAUCGCAACACAGGAAAAGCAGUCAGUGGACGAUGAGUCGCCAGAGGAAGAUGUCCUCAUCAAGGUACCUUCCGAUAUGAUCCUGUCGCUCGAGAUGGUCCAUGAUCGCGCCAAGUAUGACCGGCAUCUGGGUGAGGUAUUGCAAGCUGUCGGGGAUUUUGGAAAGACAGCCAGAGGCGCCAUUCUAAUCUUCCUGCUCCUUCAAAUCUCACAUUCAUCUCUAGAUCUCGCAGAAUCAAAGCAAAAGAUCGGCCUAUCGAAUGCUUGGACAGAGUACGUAAAGUUCUUGCCUCCGUUUAUACCGCUUCCAACAUUUUGGACAAUGGAGGAACUUGAGCUGCUACGCGGGACGUCCUUGAGAAUCGCUUACGAGGCGAAGAUUGCUGCCCUGGAAAAGGAAUUCGAACAUGUUCGCCAGGCCACAGAGUGUGUUUCGUGGUGUCAGGAUUUGUGGUGGGAUGAAGAUACUUGUGCAGUCACCUUAGAUGAUUGGAAGUAUCUUGAUGCAGUGUUCCGUUCGCGCAUGGUAGAUUUACCUGGGUACGGGCAUGCCAUGGUGCCAUGUAUUGAUAUGGCAAACCAUGCGCCUGAACCCACUGUGAAUGCAUUUUAUGGUAAGGAUGAGAAUGGGAAUGCUAUACUUCAGUUACGUCUGGGUAAGCAACUGCACGCGGAUGAAGAGGUUACUAUAUCAUACGGCCAAGAGAAAUCGGCGGCCGAGAUGGUUUUCUCAUAUGGAUUUCUUGAUGCAAAGAAGAGCGAUACACGGCAAAUCCAGCUGGAUUUGGAUAUACCCGAUGACGAUCCAUUGGGUUUGGCAAAGAUGGCAUUUUGCAAAGAGAUCCCCGGUGUCCGUAUCUUUGGCCAACCCACCUCAUCCGGCACGGUUGAAACGCGCUGGGAAAGUCCAAUUGUGUGGUGGGCCUGCGUCAAUGAGGAAGAUGGACUCGAGUUCGCAGUAUUACAAGCGAAUGAUGGUUCGAAGCAGUUAAAAACCACUUGGAAGGGAGAGGACGUGGAGACGCCGCAUCACCUCCGGGACUUGCUAGCUGCAGACCCAUCGUGGGAUAUAUUUCAGCUGCGUGCGGCUGUGCUCAUACUCGAACGAUUAGAAACCCAGUUUUUCAUAUUACAAACAACUGAGGGCAUGAUUUCGGACAUCAACGAUAGCGAAGAUAUGCGUGCUCUGUUCCGACCAGAGGUAUUCAGCACAGUCACAAAGUUGCGACAAUUGGAAGGGAAAUUGCUGGAGAUGGCGAUAAAAGAUCUAGAAAAGCAGAGAGACAAUUUGAUAAAGAGCGACACAGUCAGCAAAUAUCUUGCCCAACGACAGGCUGCAGAAGUCGAAGAUGACUUUUCAUGA